Molecule: messenger RNA, 4399 nt
Organism: Paramecium primaurelia
Lineage: Eukaryota; Ciliophora; Oligohymenophorea; Peniculida; Parameciidae
Source: the annotation of a GenBank genome assembly
AUGUCAUCUGAAUUGGAUAAGAAAUUGUGUUCUAAGCACUAAUUGGAGAUUUAGACAAUAGAUUUAAAAUAAUCUACUGCUGAUGAGGAUAAAUAUCUUUGUAUCAAGUGUCUGAUGGAGAAAAUUGAUAUUUAAAACAUGGCUCUGGUUUAGGAGACAAAAAUAAUGAUUAAGCAAAUGAAAAGUGAGUAAUUGAACAGUAAAAUCAAAUAGUAUUAGAGUAAGAUCGAAAACUUUAGAUAGAUUCAUACUUAAGUAAAAGAAUUGAGAUUGUCAAUCAACAACACCUUAGAUAAAGUUUAAAGUAACUUAGAUUAAAAAAUAACUCUAAUGGAGAAAGAGUUAGAAGAAUCAGAAUCAAAAACCUAAGUUUCUUCUUUUGAGGAAGAUGUUAAAGUUCUAUCAAAGAAUUACAAAGGAUCAUUUAGCUUUGAAGUUCCUAAGGAAUUCGAGAACUCUAUGGAUAACAAUUCUUAUAUAGAUUCAGUAUAAUAGUAAUUGUAAUCUAUAAUUAAAUGUCCUAUUUUCAACUAAAUCAACGAAUCUUUAGAAAACACUAAAUUGAAAGAAGACCAUAAAGAAAUAAAGUAAAUCUAAUCUCUGUCAAAAAAGGAGGAAAAUCCAUUAGUAAUUAUAUUAUACAAUAAUAGAAAACACCAAGCUUGAAUAUUUAAUGUAAUAAACAUGGAAAAGAAAUUAUCAUGUUAAACUUAAAUCCUGAAAAAACUAAACUUUCUAGAUAGGCUUGUGUCGAGUGUAUAUAAUCUAAUGAUCCAAUCAAAUAUACAACUUUAAAUGAUGCGAAUUUUAAAUGGAAUGAAUAUUUGGGUUAGACUAGUGAUUAAGUUAAACAAUUUUAGGACUUAAGAUGUUUUAAAUAAAGAUAAAUCAUUGAAACUCUUGAAGAAGUUAAAGAAAAGUACAAUUCUACAAUUUCAGAUAUUAUCAAUAGGGUAAACACUCAAUACUCAAUGUUCUCUCAAAAUGAGACUAAUUAAUUUAAUGAGAAUAUGAUUUAUUAAAUGAGUACUGAAUAAAUUAAUGAGUUAUCUGAUAUAUUAAGCUAGACAGAUAAAUUUUAAGCUUUAACUGAGAAACAAUUUAAUAUAUAGAAGGAAGAUCUUAAUUAACUGGAUAUAAUUUCAACGAAUUUUGGAAAAUUACUAUAAAACGAUAUAUUAGCAACUAAUAAGAUUAAUAAAAUAUUCAAAGAAUAAAACUCCUAUAUUGCUGAACUCAAGGGUAAAAAAGAUGAAAUUAUUCAAGAGGAAAAUCACAUUUCUAAUCAAUAAUCCAUUAAGUAAUUAAAUUUAUAACUUCAAAAUUUAUAAAUAUAUUAGGUUAUCUUAAAUGAAGCAUAAAAUUAGUAUGAAUUUAUUAUGCAAACAAUAAAUAACUUAUCAACAGAAUUUAAAGAUUUAUAACUGUAGCAAGUAUAGCUCUAUUUGUAAAAAUUAGUUUAAUCAAUAUGUAUCUAAUAUAGAAAAAGAUUUCUUGAUAAUGAAGAAACUAAAGAAUUUCGAUAAAGUUGAGGCUGAACUUAAAUAGAAUCAGUAAGAUAAGUAAUACUUGAAAAAUCAACUAACAGAGAGUGAAAAGACAAACUUAUCAAACUAAUAAACAAUAAUUGAACUUAAAUAAAAGGAUGGAGAAUAGAUAUAAAUAAUGUAAGAUUUAAGGAAUGAAAAGGAAGUAUUAAGAGUAAAAGUAAAAGAACUUGAAUAAUAAAGUAAAAAUGAGAUUGUAUUAAAUAGAAAGUUAAUUUGAAGUUAAUCUUAAAGAAAAAUAAGGAUAGUUGGAAAGAUGUUAAGACUUAAAUCAAAAGAAUGAAGAAAUAGUCAAAUAAUUAUAACUAACUUUGGUAUAAGUAAAAUUUAAAUUUGAAGUAGUUAUCGUAAUUCUCUAAAUAAUUGACAUUCUCAACAACUUAUAAACAUAAUAGUUGUUUAGUAAAUUAAAAUGGAAAAGUUAUUGAGAAUAAUUAUGAUGGUCAUUAUUGUUGUAUGUGUGAUUAAAUGAUUCCUAAGAAUGGAGUCAUUUUAUUUGCUUUUAAAAUUAUUGAAAUUUCUUCUAUUAUGAUUGGAAUUGGUUUUAGGGAUAUUGUGUAGAGUAAGGGUUAUUAGGGUUCUUAUUCUAUUGGAGGAGGGUAUAUAUUAUGAUAUAAAUAGUUCAUAAAUAGAACAUAUAAUAUACAUAAUUCAAAUUAUUGUUAUAAUCAUGAUUAAUAAGAUAAAAAUAGUUAAUAAAUAGGAUUUCGAUUUUCAAAAAAUGAUAUUAUAAUAGUUGAAGUGGANACCUAAGUUUCUUCUUUUGAGGAAGAUGUUAAAGUUCUAUCAAAGAAUUACAAAGGAUCAUUUAGCUUUGAAGUUCCUAAGGAAUUCGAGAACUCUAUGGAUAACAAUUCUUAUAUAGAUUCAGUAUAAUAGUAAUUGUAAUCUAUAAUUAAAUGUCCUAUUUUCAACUAAAUCAACGAAUCUUUAGAAAACACUAAAUUGAAAGAAGACCAUAAAGAAAUAAAGUAAAUCUAAUCUCUGUCAAAAAAGGAGGAAAAUCCAUUAGUAAUUAUAUUAUACAAUAAUAGAAAACACCAAGCUUGAAUAUUUAAUGUAAUAAACAUGGAAAAGAAAUUAUCAUGUUAAACUUAAAUCCUGAAAAAACUAAACUUUCUAGAUAGGCUUGUGUCGAGUGUAUAUAAUCUAAUGAUCCAAUCAAAUAUACAACUUUAAAUGAUGCGAAUUUUAAAUGGAAUGAAUAUUUGGGUUAGACUAGUGAUUAAGUUAAACAAUUUUAGGACUUAAGAUGUUUUAAAUAAAGAUAAAUCAUUGAAACUCUUGAAGAAGUUAAAGAAAAGUACAAUUCUACAAUUUCAGAUAUUAUCAAUAGGGUAAACACUCAAUACUCAAUGUUCUCUCAAAAUGAGACUAAUUAAUUUAAUGAGAAUAUGAUUUAUUAAAUGAGUACUGAAUAAAUUAAUGAGUUAUCUGAUAUAUUAAGCUAGACAGAUAAAUUUUAAGCUUUAACUGAGAAACAAUUUAAUAUAUAGAAGGAAGAUCUUAAUUAACUGGAUAUAAUUUCAACGAAUUUUGGAAAAUUACUAUAAAACGAUAUAUUAGCAACUAAUAAGAUUAAUAAAAUAUUCAAAGAAUAAAACUCCUAUAUUGCUGAACUCAAGGGUAAAAAAGAUGAAAUUAUUCAAGAGGAAAAUCACAUUUCUAAUCAAUAAUCCAUUAAGUAAUUAAAUUUAUAACUUCAAAAUUUAUAAAUAUAUUAGGUUAUCUUAAAUGAAGCAUAAAAUUAGUAUGAAUUUAUUAUGCAAACAAUAAAUAACUUAUCAACAGAAUUUAAAGAUUUAUAACUGUAGCAAGUAUAGCUCUAUUUGUAAAAAUUAGUUUAAUCAAUAUGUAUCUAAUAUAGAAAAAGAUUUCUUGAUAAUGAAGAAACUAAAGAAUUUCGAUAAAGUUGAGGCUGAACUUAAAUAGAAUCAGUAAGAUAAGUAAUACUUGAAAAAUCAACUAACAGAGAGUGAAAAGACAAACUUAUCAAACUAAUAAACAAUAAUUGAACUUAAAUAAAAGGAUGGAGAAUAGAUAUAAAUAAUGUAAGAUUUAAGGAAUGAAAAGGAAGUAUUAAGAGUAAAAGUAAAAGAACUUGAAUAAUAAAGUAAAAAUGAGAUUGUAUUAAAUAGAAAGUUAAUUUGAAGUUAAUCUUAAAGAAAAAUAAGGAUAGUUGGAAAGAUGUUAAGACUUAAAUCAAAAGAAUGAAGAAAUAGUCAAAUAAUUAUAACUAACUUUGGUAUAAGUAAAAUUUAAAUUUGAAGUAGUUAUCGUAAUUCUCUAAAUAAUUGACAUUCUCAACAACUUAUAAACAUAAUAGUUGUUUAGUAAAUUAAAAUGGAAAAGUUAUUGAGAAUAAUUAUGAUGGUCAUUAUUGUUGUAUGUGUGAUUAAAUGAUUCCUAAGAAUGGAGUCAUUUUAUUUGCUUUUAAAAUUAUUGAAAUUUCUUCUAUUAUGAUUGGAAUUGGUUUUAGGGAUAUUGUGUAGAGUAAGGGUUAUUAGGGUUCUUAUUCUAUUGGAGGAGGGUAUAUAUUAUGAUAUAAAUAGUUCAUAAAUAGAACAUAUAAUAUACAUAAUUCAAAUUAUUGUUAUAAUCAUGAUUAAUAAGAUAAAAAUAGUUAAUAAAUAGGAUUUCGAUUUUCAAAAAAUGAUAUUAUAAUAGUUGAAGUGGAUAUCCAAAAGAAAUACGUGAAAUGGACAAAAUAAUCCACAAAUCAAUCAUUUGUAUCAAUAUCAAAUUAUUAUUAUUAUUAGACUCUGACUAUAGAUACAUCUAAAGAUUUAUAUCCAUGUGUACAUUUAUAUGACAGAUGUAAAAUAGAGAUAUUAAAUUCAUUAUUUAAAUGA